AUGGAGAGAAGAGAGCUGUUUAACAUACAGAUAAACACAAACGAGUACGAGGAGCAGCAAAGCAUAGAUACCAAGGAGAAGAAGAGGCCCAAAAAGAUAAUAUCCAAGAAAAAAAUCUCAUUGUACAAAACUGAAAUUUGCAAGAGUUUUGAAAAUAGCAACUUCUGCACGUACGGAGACAAGUGCCAGUUUGCGCACUCGCUGAGCGAGCUGAGAGACAUAGAAAGGCACCCUCGCUACAAAACCGAGCUGUGCAAAACAUACACAAUUUUUGGCGAGUGCACGUAUGGAAAAAGGUGCUGCUUCAUACACGCAGGCCCCAGCGAAGAUAAACACACAGACUUGCAGGACGCCAGAAACAUACCAGGCGACUGGAAAAUACCAGGCGUCCACGCGUCCGAGAUAGAGAUGAACAGCAUAGAGGAAGAAGAAGCUGCAAAAAACGUUGGAUCUCUGCUGGGCCUGGAAGAUCUGAAAAAGAUAAAGAACUUGGCCGCGUUCAAGAUUAAGCCCUCCUUCGCACAGCACAAGCCUCUGGGAAGCGCUCUCUCCAAUAUACCUCCAGAAAUAUUUAUAGGCCCGAGGCACAGCAGCUCCAACAUAUGGGUUAAGCCACAUUUUUGCUUUAUUUUUGUUGACUCUUCAAGUCGAGUUUCUCACACCAUUCCGCUAGGAAAGUCGCCAGGGUCUAUUUCCCACACAAAAGAUUACAGCAAAUAA
Molecule: messenger RNA, 720 nt
Organism: Nematocida major
Lineage: Eukaryota; Fungi; Microsporidia
Exons: 1
Coding region: 1-720 (239 amino acids)
Molecular function (GO): mRNA binding; metal ion binding
Source: RefSeq, a predicted model, not a curated record